Molecule: messenger RNA, 1847 nt
Organism: Tarenaya hassleriana
Lineage: Eukaryota; Viridiplantae; Streptophyta; Magnoliopsida; Brassicales; Cleomaceae
Product: beta-glucuronosyltransferase GlcAT14A
Exons: 5
Coding region: 298-1599 (433 amino acids)
Cellular component (GO): membrane
Molecular function (GO): glucuronosyltransferase activity
Source: RefSeq, a predicted model, not a curated record
UUUUGUUCACAUAUUUCAAACGUAAGAGACCUGUUUUUCCACUGGAAAUACCCUCCGGAACUAACCCCCGCAGAUCUCGUCUGAAAUCGCGCAUGGUAAAAGUCCUAAAAUACGUGCCCUUUUGCCUCUUCUUCUUCUUCUUCUUCCACGCCUCUCUCUCUCUCUCUGUCCACUACCCUAACUUCCUCGUUUCCACUUCUCACUCAGACAGUUUUUUGCAGAUCCCAGCGGGAGAAAAUGGAUCAAAUCUGAAACAUCUACGCACUCGGGUGGAAAGGGUUAUCGGUUUUUGAAUCAAUGAAGCGACUGAGAAGCUAUUACGCGAACAUGAGGCAUCAACAGCAAGCUUCAGAGCGGAAAUGGAUCUUCUUUCCAUUGAUGAUCGGUUCGAUGUUCGCCUUCUUUCUUCUGUUUCUCACAGCCCUAACGUCACCGGAAGGAACCCGUUUCCUUCCUUUCGCCCGACCCGUUUUGUUAUCCGGAUCCGGGUCCUCCGUCUUCGUCGAGUCCAAGCUCAAGUCCCAGACCAUUACCUCCUCCCCUGCUCCGCCGCGUUUUGCUUACGUCAUUUCCGGCUCGGCCGGCGACGGCGGCGCUCUCCGGAGGACGCUAUUGGCUCUGUAUCACCCGAACAACCGGUACGUGGUUCAUCUUGACCGUGAAUCCUCUCCGGAGGAGAGGGAGGAUCUCCAUGGCUUCAUCAGAAGCUUCUCGUUGUUCCAGAGGUUCCAGAACGUUCAUGUGAUUGAGAAGGCCAAUCUCGUCACAUACAGAGGGCCGACGAUGGUUGCAAAUACGCUGCACGCGGCGGCUAUAUUACUCAGAGAAGGAGCUGAAUGGGACUGGUUCAUCAAUCUCAGCGCCUCAGAUUAUCCUCUGGUGACUCAGGAUGAUUUGUUGCAUGUGUUUUCGCAUUUGCCGAGGGACUUGAACUUCAUUGAUCAUACGAGUAACAUCGGUUGGAAAGCAUCACAGAGAGCGAAGCCAGUGAUCAUAGAUCCCGGACUGUAUAUGAACAAGAAAGCUGAUGUUUUUUGGGUUAAGCAGAGACGAAGCAUCCCGACAGCAUUCAAACUCUUCACAGGAUCGGCUUGGAUGGCUUUGACACGAUCAUUUAUUGAUUAUUGCAUCUGGGGUUGGGAUAACCUUCCUCGUACUGUCCUGAUGUAUUACUCGAAUUUCCUUUCUUCCCCGGAAGGGUAUUUCCACACGGUAAUCUGCAAUGCCGAGGAGUUCAGAAACACCACGGUGAACAGCGAUCUGCAUUUCAUAUCAUGGGACAACCCACCUAAGCAGCAUCCUCACCACCUUACUGUUCUAGACAUGGGAAAGAUGAUCGAUAGCAAUGCCCCGUUUGGCAGGAAAUUCAGAAGAGAGGAACCCGUGCUUGACAAGAUCGAUGAUGAACUCCUGAACCGAGGUCCUGGGAUGGUGACUCCUGGCGGUUGGUGCAUCGGAAGCCAUGAAAACGGGAGCGACCCUUGUGCCUUGAUUGGUGACACCUCGGAUAUCAGACCUGGCCCUGGUGCCAGACGGCUCGAAACUCUGAUCAGCUUUCUGUUAUCUAGCGAGAAUUUUCAACCGAGACAGUGCAAGUAACUGAACCAAUUUUGUGCAAGUUUGGGAACAGGUUCCAGAAUGAAUCUAGCAGUUGCGGUUGUUGUGUUUGAAGAUCUUUGUGCUCUUCACGCCUGAGAAACUAUGCAGUGGCAGUGAGAAAGCAUGUCGUAUUACUCAGAUAAUAUGGCAUAGGACAUUGUAGUUCUGACAUUUGUACAGAGUAUCUAAUGGAAUUUUGGAAAUUCAAGUGUUUGCCUUGUCCAAAUGUGCAAAAGUUUGUCGUUUUA